AUGAGUCUUAAGUCAGCAAAGGUUCUCAUCCUGAACGCAAGUUUCAACUUCUUACACUCAGGAGGAAAGUUGAACACAUCUCUCACAGAAGAAGCGAAAAAGUAUCUUGAGUCUAAAGGUCACGAAGUCAAAGUCACUAACAUGGCCGAAGGCUACAACAUCGAAGAAGAAGUCUCCAAGAUCAUGUGGUCUGACGUUGUCAUCCUUCAGACACCAGGUUGGUGGAUGGGUCUUCCAUGGGGUGCUAAGAAAUACAUCGACGAAGUUUUCGCACAUGGUGUCAUGUACAGGAAUGACGGUCGCACAAGAAAAGAUCCAAGCAAGAAGUAUGGCAGCGGCGGUCUUUGCCAAGGAAGAUACAUCAUGAUAUCUUCUACAUGGAAUGCACCAGAAGAAUCAUUCGACGAUCCUUCUCAGUUCUUCGAAGGACGCCACGCAGAAGGUGUCUGGUUCAACGUGUACAAAGCUUUCGAGUUCUGUGGAUUCGAGAAGCUGAAACCUGUCACAUUCCACGACGUCAUGAAGAUGCCGGACUUCAACAUGUACAUCGAACACCUUCAUCAACACUUAGACAAUGUUUUCGUUUAA
Molecule: messenger RNA, 588 nt
Organism: Trichomonas vaginalis G3
Lineage: Eukaryota; Parabasalia; Trichomonadida; Trichomonadidae
Product: flavodoxin-like fold
Exons: 1
Coding region: 1-588 (195 amino acids)
Source: RefSeq, a predicted model, not a curated record